This is a messenger RNA of Pneumocystis murina B123, 1026 nucleotides long. RefSeq lists its product as hypothetical. Bases 1 to 1026 code for a protein of 341 amino acids. Gene Ontology annotation, molecular function: telomeric repeat DNA binding. Gene Ontology annotation, biological process: telomere maintenance via telomerase. NCBI's taxonomy places the organism in Eukaryota, Fungi, Ascomycota, Pneumocystomycetes, Pneumocystales, Pneumocystaceae. Gene Ontology annotation, cellular component: telomerase holoenzyme complex; chromosome, telomeric region. The transcript has 9 exons. The record is from RefSeq and is a predicted model, not a curated record.
AUGAGUGGAAUCUUAAAAAGCUGGAUUCGUGGGAAAUUGAGGGACUCGUUGGCAUCUAUAUUGGAGAAUCCUAUGCAUCUUGGACAGCAUCAUCGUGUUCAGGUUGUCAGGUUUCUUACUUAUAAAAACCCGGUUUUUGCAGAGGUUUCUGACAUGGAAACCGUUAUUUUUUGCGAAUUUACUAAGGAUUGUGUUGAAGCAUAUCAAAAUGAAUUUGGGAAGCGUUUUACGCAGAUUAGGGGUGCAUAUUUAACAUUGAAGAAUAUGUCGCUUGAGGUUUAUGAGGAGAGUAAUUUUAAAAUAUUAGCAAAACUUAUUGUUCGACAAAUUCAAUUUCUGGGAGGGGAUGGAGAGGCAAUUGUUGGACAUCCAGUGUUUUUUGAUGAAUAUCCAGAAAUACGCACAUUAUUGUAUUCUAUACAUAUUAAAAAACUUAUUUGGCCACAAUCAUUGAUUAAAGAACAAGAAGAGGUUGACAAGCCACCUGAGAUUAAACUAUUAAAUGAGUCUGUUGAAACAUUUACAAAAAAGAAUAAAAAACGUAUAUUUUUUUCAACACCUCUUUCAAAUAAUCAAGGAGAUUUGUCUAAAAAAAAACAGAAAAGAUUUUUACAUCCGGGAUGGCGGGGAUUUUUUGAAGUCACAUAUCAAGAUUGUAUUAUUAGUGAUGACCAAAGAAAAAUAUUGGAACGAGACGAAGCAUGGUACCCACCGAUUAGUAUGCCUCAUGAAAUUGUAAUCCCUGAAAAUACCGCUCAUAAUGAAUCAAAAGAUGAUUUUGGAGAUAUUCUUCCUUUGAAUGGUCCUAUGAUAGAUAAGUUAAGUUCUCCAUCUGGAAGUCCAUUUUCGUGGGAAGAAUCACCUACGUUAAACCAAAGCUCUACAUCCAUUUCUGAAAUAAAGGAAAUGCAAAAUGAAUCGUCUUUUUUUAUUGACAAAGAAAGAUUUUUUAGUGAUAAUGAUACACUUCCUCCAUCAAGUCCAUCAAUUACUUCAUAUAGUCCUUUGCUACAAACAUCCAUGUGA